AUGUACAGGACCUUUGCGACUACUCUAGCCUGCAUCGCCAAUAACACCGGCAUCUACUAUCUGAAGAUCCGCGAGAAGCAGGCCGCAACUUCCUUUCGUUAUUUGACCGAGCUGGAAUUCGUUAGCCCGUACAUUGGCUUGGACCCUGCGGCAUGCGAUCCUGCUACAAUCCCGCCACAACCCAUUCCAAGCUUUCCAGUCGCUACAGGAGUGGCAAUAAGAACGUCGUCUCAAGCCAUCUAUCUCGAGUGGCACGAUCGUCAACCCUUCUUCGGCUCAAUCUCGCCAUCGCAAUGGCACAUUCGCACGGAUGUCGAGACAAGUACUUUCGUACAAAUUGGGGCGGGAGACUUCGGCAUGGAGCGCUACUCGCUUGGACUAUCCUUCUCAGUCUCACAUUCCACUCGGGCGCGCCUAAGGAUCUCGGAUGUCGCCUUCGCACAGCCAACCAUACAUGCAUCAAUAGAGUCUUCCGAGUUCGCAUACCCUUCCGGCACUUCCCAGUCUUUUGAGUUGCCGCGCGUUGGGGGGAUCAUCUUCCGGACCUGUGGCAGACUCCACAGAAGGGAGGUCCAGGUCUAUGGUUGGUGCAUCGUCCAUCGUCCAUCCCUAGUUGAACCCCUCUUCGCAUGGUGGGACUCAUUAACAUUUACUGUACGAUUCAUUCUGCCAGGUUACGUCUUGUCGCAUAAUGAGGCAACAGCCAAACUCGGCGUGAUGUGCGGCCAUGUGGAUCAACUGAACGACAAGCUCCCCGUACUCACUCUCCCCUCUGGCUUCACAAGGCGGUGUCUCAAAUAUACAAUCGCAGACCGACUCCCGCUGGUAUUCCGUGUCCCGGCGUUCUCGGCAUGCGCAUGCCGAUAUUCGGGUUUCGCGGGGCGAUUGACGUCCCGGAUCUCACCGUAUCGCAGUUCUUGUGAGCCGGACACGAAGAUACCCCACGAGCUGAUCGUACGCACAGCUGCGGAAGAGGCCCUCAAUUCGUACGGCCCUGCCAUCGGGUUUCCCAGCUCAGAAUCGUUCUUCCAUUUCUCACUUACUACCUACCAGGAUCUCAAAACCGAGGAUAUCAUGCGCAUCGAAUGCGUAACUGGCAUGCCCCGACCUGUCACCAAUAAGCACGCGUUGUCACUCGAAUCCGAGAGCGGCUUGGUUGACGCUUGCUACGCUCGCUGCACUCAACAUCGUGUCAGCUCUUCUACCAUGGACUAUCAACCCCACAGCCAUAACCAGAUAGAGGCGCGGACUUUCUCGAAGCGUGGCCACUCCCGGACACGCCGCCCGUCGCUCUCUUCAUCGAGGAGUCUUCACGCUACCAGAUCAUUGGGGUCAAUACCAAAGAGCAAGGCUGUCAUCUGUGCUUUCAGUCAUCGGAUAUGUACGGUCAGGGCCAAACUAUCGCGCACUCGCCGUGUCGAUGUUCCUUUAGUAUAA
Molecule: messenger RNA, 1437 nt
Organism: Peniophora sp. CBMAI 1063
Lineage: Eukaryota; Fungi; Basidiomycota; Agaricomycetes; Russulales; Peniophoraceae
Source: the annotation of a GenBank genome assembly